Messenger RNA from Manis pentadactyla (Chinese pangolin), 3476 nucleotides. RefSeq names its product gem nuclear organelle associated protein 4 (gene GEMIN4). Gene Ontology annotation, biological process: rRNA processing; spliceosomal snRNP assembly. The coding region runs from base 155 to 3331 and encodes 1058 amino acids. Gene Ontology annotation, cellular component: SMN complex. The transcript has 2 exons. NCBI's taxonomy places the organism in Eukaryota, Metazoa, Chordata, Mammalia, Pholidota, Manidae. The record is from RefSeq and is a predicted model, not a curated record.
UGCGGAGCGCGCUGAACCGGAGUAGAGACUGUGGGCGGGGGCAGAGGCUCGGCCUAUGGUCCCGCCCCCGGCCGCCCGUUGUGCGGUAGCGCCUGCGCCGCGCUCGCGGCCCUGAGCGGGAGGGCCGGCCCAUGCAGCAGCCAGCGUCGCCGCCAUGGACCUAGGACCCUUGAAUAUCUGUGAAGAAAUGACUAUUUUACAUGGGGGCUUCUUGCUGGCCAAGCAGCUGUUCCACCCCAGAGCAUUGGUAGAAUUGACAAAGUCGGACUGGGAGCAUGUUGGUCGGCCCAUUGUGGAGGCCUUGAGGGAGAUCUCUGCUACAGCAGGCUCCCAGCCCUUUGCCUGGAAGAAGAAAGCUCUGAUCAUCAUCUGGGCCAGGGUUCUUCAGCCCUACCCUAUCACUCCUUCUGACACUGAAACUCGGUGGCAGGAAGAUGUGUUCUUCUCAGUAGGCAACAUGAUCCCUACUGUCAAUCAUACGGUCCUUUUUGAGCUGCUCAAGUCCCUGGAAGCUUCUGGACUUUUUAUCGAGCUCCUGAUGGCCCUGCCUACCGCCAUCUGCUAUGCAGAACUAGAGCACUUUUUGGAGCACAUGACUGUUGACACUUCUUCAAAGGAUGUGGCUUUUUUCCUCAACGUCUGGUGGGAAAUGAUGAAGCACAAGGAGAAUCAGCAGGAUCCCCUGCUCUCCCACUUUAGGACAGUGGCUCAUAAGUACGUGUCCUCUUCAGAUGAGUUCUCCCAUCCUCCAAAAAGGUUUAAGUCUGACCCAGAUGUGUGUCCUACCAUGCCCCUGUUGGCCAUGCUGCUCACUGGGCUGAAGCAAAUCCAAAAUAGAAUCCUGUGCCCUGGGAUGAAGUGCCGUGCAUUAGCCAACUUGGCUGACAUGCUGACAGUGUUUGCACUCAUGGAGGACGACCCUCAGGAAGUGUGUGCAACUGUGUAUCUAGACAAGCUGGCCACUGUGAUCUGUGUGUGGAAUUCAGACACCCAGAACCCAUAUCACCAACAGGCGCUGGCAGAGAAGGUCAAAGAGGCAGAACGGGACAUCAGCUUGACCUCAUUCUCCAAGCUCCCCAGUGAGACGGUUUUCAUGGGGUUUGAGUUCCUGCACAGCCUGCUGCGGGAGUGGGGGGAGGAGCUGCAGGCCAUGCUCAACAACAGUCAGGGGAUGAGUUAUGACAGCUACCGGCUGUGUGACAGUCUGACUGCCUUCAGCCAGAACUUGAAACUCUACUUGGACACCUCCAGUUUGUCCAAGGAGGAGAGGCAGGUGGUCUCCGAGCUGGCAGAGUGUGUCGCGGACUUCCUGAUGAAAGUGAACAGGGUACUAAAGAACAAGGGCUCUGAAAAGGACAUCGCUGCCUCCAUUGCCAUGACCAUUAUUGAACAGAAGAUGGAACGGCACAUGGAAAUGUGCUACAUUUUUGCUUCUGAGAAGAGAUGGGCCUUCUCAGAAGAGUGGCUAGCCUGCCUGGUUAAUAAUUGGGCUCUCUUCCGAGAGCCAGACUUGGUUUUAAAGCUUCUGGAAACAGUGAUGGAAGUCAGCACAACAGAGAGAGCCAUCCCUAAAUCUCAGAUCAAACAAGUGAUCAACUUGAUCCUGGAAUGUUAUUCAGACCUCUCCUUGCCAGAUAAAAAUAAAGUCCUCUCAGGAGUCCUGCUUUCCUGGGGACAAAAGGGUCUCUCUGAGAAGCUGUUGGUUUACUUGGAGGGGUUUCAGGAAGACCUCAAUACAACACUGAACCAACUCACACAGAGUGCCUCUGAAGAGGGCUUGUUUAGAGCCAUAGUCUCUAUGGCCCGCUUGGUAAUACUGCACCCAGAGAUCACAGUGAAGAAAAUGUGCAGCAUGGCAGUGGUCAGCCUUGGCACCCACAAGUUCCUGGCUCAGAUCCUCACUGCCUUCCCUGCCCUUAGGUUCACAGAAGAGCAGGAGCCAAAUCCAGCCCCAACUUUCAUGGUGUCCUGCCUCAAAGAAACCGUCUGGACAAAGUUCUCUACACCUAAGGAAGAAAAGCAGUUCUUGGAGUUCCUGAACUGCCUAAUGAAUCCUGUGAAGCCCCAAGGAAUUCCAGCUGCUGCUCUUCUUGAGCCAGAUGAGGUACUGAAGGAGUUUGUUCUGCCUUCCUUGAUGCUGGACGUUGACGAAGUGGACCUCAGUCUGAAGAUCUUUAUCCAGACUCUGGAAGCAAAUGCGUGCUUAGAGGAAUACUGGCUCCAGACCUGUUCCCCAUUCCCCCUCAUUUUCAGCUUGUGCCGGCUCCUGGAUUGUUUCAGUAAAUACUGGCAGCUGCCCAGGGAGAAGAGGUGCCUCUCUUUGGAUGGGAAGGAUAUGGUGACACAUAUCCUGGAGCUCCUCUGUGAGACUGUAUUGGCUAAUGCCGAGACCUCCUCCCCAGACACCUGGAUCAGGUCCCUGUCCUGGCUCCAUCGGAAGCUGGAGCAAUUAGACUGGACUGUGGGUCUAAGACUGAAGAACUUCUUUGAGGGCCACUUUAAGUGUGAGGUGCCAGCCACACUUUUUGAGAUCUGUAAGCUCCCUGAGGAUGAGUGGACCUCGCAGGCUCCCCCUGUGUAUGGGCCAGGCACAGGGCUUCUUGCCUGGAUGGAGUGCUGCUCCAUCUCCAACAGCAUCUCUGAGCAGAUGCUCUCCCUCUUGGUGGUGGAUGUGGACAACCCUGAGGAGGUCAGAUUGUUUAGCAAGGGCUUUCUGGUGGCCCUGGUGCAGGUAAUGCCUUGGUGCAGCCCCCAGGAGUGGCAGUACCUUCAUCAGUUGACUAGGAAACUGUUGGAGAAACAGCUUCUGCAUGUCCCUUAUAGCCUGGAAUAUAUUCAGUUUGUUCCUUUGCUCAACCUGAAGCCCUUUGCCCGGGAGCUCCAGCUCUCUGUACUCUUCCUGAGAGCUUUCCAGUUUCUCUGCAGCCAGAGUUGUCGUAACUGGCUUCCAAUGGAAGGCUGGAGCCAUGUUGUCAAACUCCUCUGUAACAGUCUGACCAACCUCCUGGACUCGGUUAGGUUGAUACAGUCAGUUGGCCAUUUGGCCCAAGGACAAGAACAGGACCUGACCCAAGAAACCCUAUUUUUUUAUACCCAGAUAUUCUGUCAUGUUCUGCACAUAAUGGCCAUGCUCCACCAAGAGGUGUGUGAACCACUCUAUGUUUUGGCCUUAGAAAUUCUGACCUGCUAUGAGACCCUGAGCAAGACCAACUCCUCUGUUAGCUCCUUGCUCCAGAAGGUAAAUGAGCAGCGCUUCUUAGAGUCAAUUGCGGAGAACAUUAGCCCCGAGGAGCGGCGCCAAACCCUGCUGCAGAAGAUCAACAGCUUUUGAUCUUUGUGGAUCAGAAAACAACUGGUCCUCACAAUUAUGUGCAGUUGUACACAAGCUAAAAAGUAUAUGGCAAUAAUAGUAUAAAGAAAAUAGUUUCAGGUAUUUGUAACAUACAAGUUAUAAUAAAAUUCUUUUUUGAGUUUCA